AUGGCGAGGGAAGGGGGCUUUCCCUUCAGCAUCCAGGAGGUGAUCAUCAACCAGAGCCUCCUUCAGCCCCUGAACAUGGGAAUCGACCCUCUAGAUCAGGAGGGUGAAGACCAAGAGAAGGAGCAAAUCAAGAUGUUCAAUGACAAGUUUGCUUCAUUUGCCGACAAGGGGAGGGUGUGGUUCCUGGAGCAGCAGAACAGGGUACGGGAGACUAAGUGGUGCCUUCUGCAGGAGCAGCCGCCCAUCUCCAAGGCCAGAACCAGUGACCUGAAGCCCUUCUUUGAGUCCUACACCAGCUGCCUGCGAGCCCACCUGGACAGGCUGCUGAGUGAACGGCAUCAGCUGGAUGGAGCAAUGCAGAGCACGAUGCAGACUCUUGUGGAGGAAUAUGAGAGGAAGUACGUGGAUGAGUUUAACAAGUGCUCAGAGGCUGAGGAUGAGUUCACGGUUCUGAAGAAGGAUGUGGAUACUUCCUGCACGACCAAAGUGGACUUGGAAAUAAAAAUGGAGAGUCUGACCAGUGACGUCAACUUCCUGAAAGCCCUCUUUGAAGCGGAGUACAACCAGGUGCUGUCAGAAUCCAGUGGUAUGUCUGUUAUCCUGUCCAUGGACAACAACUGGCAUCUGGACCUGGACAGCAUCAUCAGCGAGGUCAAGGCCCAGUAUGAGGAGAUCACCCAGGGGAGCAAGGCUGAGGCUAAGAGGCUGUACCGGGUCAAGCUUGGGAGGCUGCAGACUAUAGCCAGCUGGUAUGGCGCUGACUUGAGGAGCACCAAGAGUGAGAUUGCAGAGCUCAAAAGGAUGGUCCAGAGGCUGUGGGCAAAGAUUGAGGGCACCAAGAAGCAGGCAGAAUACCAGCCUUAUCUCCUGUGUGACUACCAGGAGCUGAUGAACGUCAAAUUGGCAUUGGAUGUGGAGAUUGCCACCUACCAGAAGAUGCUGGGUGGUGAGGAGUGCAGCAUCCAGGAGGUGACCAUCAACCAGAGCCUCCUUCAGUCCCUGAACAUGGGAAUCGACCCUCUAGAUCAGGAGGGUGAAGGCCAAGAGAAGCAGCAAAUCAAGAUGUUCAAUGACAAGGUUGUUUCCUUCAUCGACAAGGUAUGGCUCCUGGAGACCAAGUGGUGCCUCCUGCAGGAGCAGCUGGCCACCUCCAGGGCCAGUGCCCAUGACCUGCAGCCCUUCUUUGAGUCCUACACCAGCUGCCUGCAGACCCACCUGGACAGGUUUCAAAGUGAGGAAUAG
Molecule: messenger RNA, 1242 nt
Organism: Puma concolor (puma)
Lineage: Eukaryota; Metazoa; Chordata; Mammalia; Carnivora; Felidae
Source: RefSeq, a predicted model, not a curated record